Verticillium nonalfalfae is the source of this 495-nucleotide messenger RNA. RefSeq lists its product as uncharacterized. The transcript has 3 exons. The record is from RefSeq and is a predicted model, not a curated record. Bases 1 to 495 code for a protein of 164 amino acids. Lineage: Eukaryota; Fungi; Ascomycota; Sordariomycetes; Glomerellales; Plectosphaerellaceae.
AUGGCCGAUCGCCUGCACCGCCUGCCGCCCCAGGGCGCGGCCCAUUCCCAGGUUGCAGCGCCGCCUGCCGCGCCGCGCCGCGGCGUCUCGCGCAACCUGUUCAAGAGCCACCUCACGCGGCGCCCGACGCCGACGGGCACGGCGACGUCUUCGUCGAACGGGUCGGCGGAGACGCUGCGGUUGCCGGACGUGGACAUCCACAGCGACUCGACGGAACUCGUCGUCAGGGACAAGCACGGUGAGAUUGAGAUUGGGGAUCUGCCGAUGGGCGUGUUGGAUGACGGGGAGGAGGGGAUGCAUGACAUGGAGGAGAGCAAGGUGGAAAGGCAGCGCCUUGCCGAGGCAGUCAAGCAGCAUCAGGUCAAUCACUCGACAAUCCCCGAGCAGCCAGAAGAGCUCCUCGAGGCGGUCCGCAAGAGCCUCCGGGCCAAGGUCGCGGCUCUCGACGAGGACCAGUGGAUGUACGAGGAUGGGGAUGCAUGCUUGCGACGUUAG